GCAACAAAACAAAGAGCCGCAUCUUGUGAAUCUAGAAAAUUUCCCCAUAAAAAAGUGACAAACAAUGUAAUUCUUACACAAAUUCGUUAAAAAUAGUGUUUAGUGCAUGUGGAAGCAUCAAUUAUAGUUUUAGUUCAACAUGUCCUCCUCGUUCGAGCAAAACAACCCUGUAAACAUAAAUAUAAACGAUCUUGUUGGAUGCAGUGAAAUUAGCAAUGGUUAUGGUUAUAGUGAAUCUCAGCCCUCAACAAGCAAUUCCAUGGUAAAAAUGGAGAGAGAUAGUGACUCUGAAAAUGAUUCCUGUGACACAAUGGAUUUUGAUGGGAUGAAAGAUGAACCCCCUGAGGGGUUUGAUAUGAUUGAGGCUAAAGUUGAGAUGGAAGAAGGUGCUGCUCUAGAUACUAGGAAUACAACUUUAAAACAGCAUAAAUGCUUUGAUAUUUAUUGUAAUUUUACUACAACCAACAUAAUCAGGCUGAAUUAUCAUAUGGAGGAACACGGUACACAAUACCAGUGCCCAAAGUGUACAUUUUCAUCGAGAAAUAAAUACAGAUUUCAAUAUCAUCUUAACAAACAUGAAGGAGAGCAAAAAUACUAUAAGUGCCAAUUUUGUAUGUAUACAAGUUUUGAUAAAUAUCUUCUUGUAAGUCAUGAAGCUACACAGCAUUCAGAAUGUGAGACAGUAAGGAAUGUAAGUGAUACAGUGUGUUUGAAAAUAGAUGGUACAGAGAAAAAAGAUAGUGUUCAAGAAGAUGUAUCUACAUUUGGGGAAUGUUUCAAUAAAGUAGAGAAGUUUUGUAAAUAUAUGGUAGCAACUGAAACAAAAGAUUUAGAAAUUUAUAAAUGCACAAUUUUUUCAUGCAGAUUUAAAACUAAGGAUAAAUACAGAUACAAAACCCACUUAGAAGAACAUAACUCUCUAUAUAAGUGCCCAAAAUGUAACUUCCAGUCAAAAAACAAGUAUAGAUACACUUAUCACGUCCAAAAACAUUCUAGUAAAAUAUGUUAUUACAAAUGCUUAAAAUGCCCAUUCAAAACAACGGAUAAAUACAGAUUUAAGUACCACAAAAACGGGCAUAAUACGGAGCAUGUAUGCCCAGAGUGUGGUUUUAAGACUACUAAUAAAUAUAGUCUUAAAACACAUAUUAUGAGGCAUCAGAAUCUCAAAAAUAAGUGCAACAAUUUGAGUGCAUUCAGAAGACAUACAAAACAUUUUAAAAAAGAUAAUAAAAUUGAGAAAAUAAAAUGUGUCAAAAAUGAAACAAAUGAGGAUGAACCUGAUGAUAUUUUUGAAGAGUUUGUUGAUCAAGACCUUUAAUUUUAUUUUUUGUAUAGUAAAACAAUUCUUAUUAUUUACAAUUUAUUAAAUAAAAAAUAUUCACAACAACCGUAAAUCAUUUUUAACGAAUUGUAUAACAAAAUUAUCAAAAAAAAAAUUAAAAGAGGUAUUUUGUGUUACAGUAAACAAAAAUGUAAAAAUGGAAUUGGAAUGAAUUUUGAAUACAAAAAUUAAAAAACAAGAAUACUGCAAAAUACAACAUAAAACGCGUUUUGUAAAAGCACGCUGCAUAACAAAUUAAUUAAUUAAUUAACAAAAUGGUUCAAACAGGAACUUCAAGAGAUAGAAAAUUACAAAAAGUUCUAACUCCUGAAUAAUAGUUAUUAUAAUAUAAAAUCUAACAAAUUGCGAUAUUUAAACUACUUCAUUUAGCAAAGUUUAAAUUAGAUAUGGUAUUUUAUUGCGUUAAUGAUUAAUUAUAUAUACGAAAAUAGACACAUUUAAAUUACUUUGAUGACAAAGUAAAACAAGUCCUAACUUUUAAUUAUUAUAUAAGGUUUUUUCCUACAAGAGUGGGGGUGUCUAAAAACGUGCAGUCGUCUGACUUUUUAGACACUUUUGGGACUCUUUUAGGAACAAACCUAUAUUAUACAGCCAAUACAUUUCGACCCUUAAAACCCCCCUUAUAUUAUAAUCCCUGACUUUUAAAAAUAAAGACAUUUAAAUUUUGUUAAAUUUAGAAUAUAGUGUUUUUUAUUGCGUUCAUUUUUUUCAUUGUCUUGCUUUAAAAAAUAUUAUUUUGAUCAAUGUAAAUUUCCCUAAAAAAUUUAAAUUUUGACAGAAAAUGUAUGUAAAUUUAUUAGACAAUACCUAAUAAACUACAGUGCUUACUAUCCAAAAACAAUUUUUUCUACCUAUAAGCAAUAUUAUUAAGUAUGUCAAAAAGUCAUAGUACGUAGCUCACAAUAUUUAUUUACUGUUGUUUUUGCAUAGUAAAUAAACCUUAAAAAUAUAUUUGUAUGUGUAUAUAUAAAUAGACACAAAAUGGCAAUAUAAUAUUCUACAAUGACUAGCAUUACGUAAUUUAAAACGGCUGGUUUUAAAACUUAAUAAAAGUAACAGAGAAAAUUGUACCCCUGUUGCAUUAAUUAGAUAAUAACAAUAAUUAAUAAUCACGUUUUGCAGACAUCUAGCAGUCACAGUUAAAAAAUAAUAAUAAAUAAAUUAUUUCUAUUGUUAGGGACAUCAUGAUUUCGCUUUAAAGUUAUCCUUGUGUAGCACCUCUGUUUCUGAUUUUAGUUU
Brassicogethes aeneus is the source of this 2581-nucleotide messenger RNA. Lineage: Eukaryota; Metazoa; Arthropoda; Insecta; Coleoptera; Nitidulidae. The record is from the annotation of a GenBank genome assembly.